Messenger RNA from Macadamia integrifolia, 988 nucleotides. Its product is annotated as probable ascorbate-specific transmembrane electron transporter 1. The coding region runs from base 104 to 796 and encodes 230 amino acids. NCBI's taxonomy places the organism in Eukaryota, Viridiplantae, Streptophyta, Magnoliopsida, Proteales, Proteaceae. The transcript is spliced from 4 exons. Gene Ontology annotation, molecular function: oxidoreductase activity. The record is from RefSeq and is a predicted model, not a curated record.
UUCUUAUUAGAACAAAUCUGUCUGCGCUUCCUCCAUUUGUUUAGGGUCCAAGGAGACUGAAGGAGCAGAACACUCACUGCCAGGGAAAGACCAAGAGAGAGAGAUGGGGAUAAGGGUAGGUGCGGUGCCAUUCACGGUCGUAUCGCAUGUGCUGGCCAUUGCAGCGUCUUUUUUGGUGUUGGUAUGGUGCAUCCAUUACAGAGGAGGUCUUGCCUUCGAAGCCACCAACAAGUCUCUCAUCUUCAAUAUUCAUCCGGUGCUGAUGUUGAUUGGAUUCAUAAUUCUAGGUGGUGAAGCCAUAAUCAGUUACAAAGCUUUUCCCUUGUCGAAGGAAGUGAAGAAGGUGGUCCAUCUGACUUUGCACUUCUUUGCCCUCAUCCUUGGCAUUGUAGGCGUCUACGCCGCAUUCAAAUAUCAUAAUGAGAGCUCCAUUGCCAAUCUCUACAGCUUGCAUUCCUGGAUUGGGAUCGGAGUUAUCUGUCUUUAUGGUAUUCAGUGGAUAUUUGGGUUCGUGUUGUUCUUUUACCCAGGCGGGGUAGCCGCAGUAAGAGCUGAAUCUCUUCCAUGGCAUGUUUUCUUCGGGUUGUUCGUCCAUAUAUUGGCCAUUGCUACUGCAAUAUUGGGCUUUCUGGAGAAGCUCACCUUCCUCGAGACCGGCGGUCUCUCCAAGUAUGGAUCGGAAGCUUUCCUUGUCAACUUCACUGCCAUCGUUACUGUUUUGUUUGGAGGCUUCAUUGUGUUAACUGCUGUUUCUCCAGCCCCUGUAGCGGACGACUUUAGCUACUCAGCUAUCUAAUAUAAAUCUGAUGAUCAUAAUGGAUUGUAUAUUCAUCCAUAUAUAGUUCGUUUUUUUAUCAAUGUUGAUUGUUGGGCUACCAUAAGAUUUUGAAGCCCUUUUUCUAAGUUCCAAGGCAUAAAUAUUUUGGUGAUAGUAUAUAAAUGUUGUUAUUUAUCUAAUUUAUGAUUUGAUUGUGACAACACAAUUGCA